Messenger RNA from Penicillium cosmopolitanum, 414 nucleotides. RefSeq lists its product as uncharacterized. NCBI's taxonomy places the organism in Eukaryota, Fungi, Ascomycota, Eurotiomycetes, Eurotiales, Aspergillaceae. The coding region runs from base 1 to 414 and encodes 137 amino acids. The transcript has a single exon. The record is from RefSeq and is a predicted model, not a curated record. Gene Ontology annotation, biological process: DNA integration. Gene Ontology annotation, molecular function: nucleic acid binding.
AUGAAUUUCAGAUCGUUUUCGAAGGAUCGUUACGGGUUUGACGCAGUGUGCGUGUUCGUGGACCGUCCCUCUAAGCGGCCGAUCUCAGUCCCUUGCCACAAGGAUAUUGAUGCGAAGGGAACUUCGCGUCUGUUUGUCGGCCAUGUUUAUCGCUGGGUAGGCCUUCCUGAAUCAAUUGUGUCAGAUCGUGGUGGCCAGUUUGUGUCCGAAUUCUGGAAAGAGUUCUGCAGAAUCCUUGGUAUCGACCGAAGAUUGUCAACGGCUUAUCAUCCACAGACCGAUGAGCAGAGCGAGAUCGGCAAUCAAUACAUGGCGCAGAGAUUGAGACCCUUCGUUAAUUACUAUCAAGAUGAUUGGUCCGAAUACCUUCCGAUGAUUGAUUUUGCUGCUGUAUUUGGAUGCUCGAGCAAGUGA